Phragmites australis (common reed) is the source of this 2408-nucleotide messenger RNA. Its product is annotated as probable peptide/nitrate transporter At3g43790. NCBI's taxonomy places the organism in Eukaryota, Viridiplantae, Streptophyta, Magnoliopsida, Poales, Poaceae. The transcript is spliced from 17 exons. The record is from RefSeq and is a predicted model, not a curated record. Gene Ontology annotation, biological process: transmembrane transport. Bases 125 to 1570 code for a protein of 481 amino acids. Gene Ontology annotation, molecular function: transmembrane transporter activity.
CGCGGGGACGAGCCGUGAGGUCCGUAGCCACUGCCAAAGGCGAAGCCGAGCGCAGCUGCCGCCCCGAGCCCGACGCGGUCUUCGGAGAGAUCUCGUCUCUUUCUCCACCGGGAGGACGGAGGAGAUGGGCGGAGGCGCGGGGGAGCCGCUGCUGACCAAGUAUUACCACCCGCGGUGCCCCGGGUGCAGGGUGGACCGGCUGAAAGCGGAGCGGGCGGGGGUGUUCCCCCUCAAGGAGCUCGUCCUCAUCUGGCUCAUCACCGUCUGCUCCACCUUGCCGAUACAGUCUUUGUUUCCCUUCUUGUAUUUUAUGAUAAGGGACCUACAUAUUGCUAAACAAGUACAAGAUAUCGGAUUUUAUGCUGGUUUUGUUGGCGCUUCAUAUAUGUUCGGGAGAGCACUCUCCUCUACAAUAUGGGGAAUGGUGGCUGAUAAGUAUGGGCGAAUACCAGUUCUUGUAAUCACCCUUAUUUCAAUAAUUAUCUUCAAUACUCUCUUUGGACUCAGCUCAAGCUAUUGGAUGGCAAUAACCACAAGAGGCAUGCUUGGGUUCUUGUGUGGCUAUCUCGGACCAGUCAAGGCUUAUGCUACAGAAGUAGUACGAAAAGAAUACAAUCAUCUGGCAUUAGCAGUUGUUUCUUCCUCACGCAGCAUCGGCCUCAUUGUUGGACCAGCUAUUGGUGGUUAUUUUGCACAGCCUGCAGAUAAAUAUCCAGGCAUAUUCUCUGAGGAGUCCAUAUUUGGGAGGUUUCCAUAUUUUCUUCCCUGCCUAUCUAUAUCACUCCUUGCAAUUGUUGCUCUAAUUGCUUGCUUCUGGCUUCCGGAAACUUUGCAUAAACACACUAAUGAUACAGUUUUGGAUAAUUCAAUUGAAACUGUAGAAGAAUCUCUUACUGGUACAGAUGCUCAAGAGAAUAGUGGUGGAUGCCUACAGUUAUUCACCAACUGGCCACUGAUGUCAGCUAUCACUCUAUAUUGUAUUUUCUCUCUCCAGGAUGUGGCUUAUGCGGAGGUAUUUUCUCUUUGGGCUGUCAGUGACAGGAAGUUUGGUGGAUUAAGCUUUUCUACUCAAGAUGUGGGCAAUGUCCUUGCACUUUCAGGUCUCUUCCUCCUAAUAUAUCAAAUUUUGGUCUAUCCAUCACUUGCAAAAGUGGUAGAACCCAUCACAUUGGUCCGUGCAGUAGCGAUAUUGACGAUACCACUUCUAUCUAGCUAUGCAUUCAUGCCUGCAUUAUCAGGGUUCACUCUUCAGUUGGUAGUAAAUUGUGCAUCUUUUCUGAAGAAUUCUUUCACGGUAACUACCAUCACUGUGUUCAACAUUUUAAUGAAUGACUCUGUGACUCAGGAUGUAAGAGCUUCAGCCAAUGGUCUUGCAGUAACACUAAUGUCCAUCGCUAAAGCUAUCGCUCCAGCUGUCGCAGGAGCUAUAUUUUCAUUCGCUCAAAGGCGUCAAACAGCUUCGUUUCUUCCUGGCGAUCACUUUGUGUUCUUCAUUCUGAACGUGUUCACAGUCAUCGGUCUUGUGUUCACCUUCAGGCCGUUUUUCGCUAGAAGCAGCAGGAAGCAUUAAGACAUGAAUGAGUGAACACUGAGCUCCAUGCUAACCAAGAGCCAGGAGAUAUAUAUAUUCUUUCGGCACAGCCGAGCCGAGCCUACACUAUUCAGGCAAGAAUAGUAUCCUAGUGUAUAUUACGGCAUUCUAUUGUUGUAAUAUCUAUUCUUUACGCCUCGCUGUAUUAGCAAUAGGGCACGAAGUAUACAUUUCAGUGGCAGCGACGCUUCCCAGCGUGUUAAACUGGAAGAACGUUCUUUUACUGCAAAUAUUGUUCAGUUCUUACAUGUGUAAUAAAAAAAAAAAUCUUAGAAAUUUUGUGGGGGACACAAUGUACUGUUUUCGCUUUUCCUAUGUUAUCUUGUAUGCAGAUGGUGUUACCAAGUCUAGAUGGUUGCAAAAACAACCGAGUGGCGUGAUAUACAGCAACCGACGACCACACAGCCACACAGCCUGUGGUCGCUAAGUCUUGCUGCUAUGUGGUGCUAAUAUAGCCGGAUUGGAUUUUUUCCCCUAAAAUAUUGGUUCAGGUAGCAGAAUAAGAUCCGUAACUUGUGCAGAGAUCGAUCUUUCUCCUCGCAAAUCUUCUCUCUGGGCUACCACACCAAGUCAACAGGCCUGGUUCACCGACUUCACUCUCUACGACAUGAAGCGUUGAUCAUCCAUCCAAUGCCUCUCGUCGUAAUUUCAUUUAAUCGCGUUAUGUAAUGAGUUUAAACUCAGUUUACCGCGUAAUUAGCAGGUUUAAAAACAUGUGUUAGCUUAAUCGUGCUUAUGUGCUAAUGUAAUUCGAACUGGGUGAUAUAUAUAAGUGCUCACUUGUUAAUGGAGAAGCAAUCUGGAAGGUUCUAAAACA